AUGUGGUGGAACCCUGUGUCCCCCAACGGGUACUAUCCGCUAGAAAUGGCGAAACGUCUCGAGUGCGAAGCUCCAUGCCUAGGGGUUGAAUUUAUCGCUGGCACGAAUAGAAAGAAUAUUGAAAUAAACGUGGGCCCCGGCCCUUCACUGGGGUCGGGGUCGUCGAUAAACCGAACGCGGGGUGGUCGAUCGGGCGAAGCCGCUUCAGAGCUGGAGGCGCCCGGUUGUGUCUGCCCUGUUUGUGGGAGAGUUUUUGGGAGUAUAAGGGGAUUAGGUGUGCACAAGCGUGCCGCGCAUCCCCUAGAAGCGAAUGUGGAGGCCGCUCCCAACGCGGUGAAGCGUAGGUGGCAUGAGGAGGAGGUUGCGCUCAUGGCAAGGACCGAAGCAAGACUGACCAGAGAAUUGGGUCGGUGUGGGAACGUAGAACUGUCCAAAGCUCUACCAGGGUUCGGUAGAACUUUCGAAGCUAUAAAAGGACAGAGACGUAAACAAGAAUAUCGUGACUUAGUCAAAAACUAUCUAGAGAAUGUUGAGAACGAAUCUACGUCCCCACCACCAGAAACAGACCAAGUCAAUUUACAGCAAAACAUGGCAGUCGAGCCGAGGGCCCCAAGUGAGACGCGAUCGAAUCCGAUGUCGCCCCACGUGGAUGAUCCGCCUAGAGUAACGGAAAGCCCGGACUAUGAAACGUUAGCGUCGGGUGCCCUCAAUGACUUGCUUGAAAAAGUGAGGAAGAGAGAGGCAUACCGUAGCCGUCAUAGAAAAGGCAAGUACGGGGAACGGCAGUACACGGGAACGGAUUAUACGGACAGCUCACGCAUGCCGAACAGGCGAAAGAGGCGGAGAUUGGAGUACGCCAGAGUUCAGGAACUGUGGAAGAGAAACCCUAGUCGAGCGGCUGCAGAGGUAAUUGACGGUGUAUGCAGGAAUGCUCCACACCAGCUCGAGGAGAUGGAAGCCUAUUGGAGACCACUACUCGAGAGGGUGUCGAGCGCCGCUGGUCCCACUCCUGCUGCGUUGCGCCGUUUACGGACGCAUGGUCAGCACGGGGUGGGUGCACUCGAUUUUUCUGCUCUGUGGCAGCCAUUUACCGAAGUUGAGGUGAACCAGGCGAAGGUGGAUCUGAAAUCUGCGCCGGGACCCGAGGGCAUUAAGCCUGAGGACUGGCGCAAGGUUCCGGUUAGGACGAAGGUGGCUUUAUUCAACGCUUGGAUGCGCUCUGGCGAAGUUCCCGAAAUCCUACGGCAGUGUCGGACGGUCUUUGUGCCGAAAAAGGAGGUGCCUGCGGUGCCGAACGAAUAUCGACCGAUCUCGAUCGCGUCGAUACCACUUCGGCACAUGCACACGCUCCUGGCGCGAAGACUGCUCGCAUGCUGUCCUCCCGACGCACGGCAGCGCGGAUUCAUUUGUGCCGAUGGCACGCUUGAAAACGCAGCCGUUUUAGACGCUGUGCUGGGAGAUUGCAGGAGGAGGUUGCGGGAGUGUCAUGUGGCGGUUCUAGACUUUGCUAAGGCAUUUGAUACGGUGUCUCAUGAGGCGCUCGUGGACUUGCUGAGGCAAAGAGGACUGCCCGGACCCUUUUGCGACUACAUUGCUCGUCUAUACCAAAGUUCAGUUACAAAACUAGUCAUAAACGGUAAGACGAGCGCUCCUGUCAAGGUGGGACGGGGGGUUCGCCAAGGCGAUCCGCUCUCGCCUAUUCUGUUCAACAUUGUUAUGGACCUUGUUCUGGCGGCCCUACCCGAUAAUAUUGGCUAUAGGCUGGAGGGAGAACGUGUCUCCGCUUUGGCGUUUGCAGACGAUCUCGUCCUCGUGACGGGGUCCAGGGUGGGCAUGCAGGAGGCGAUUGACAGUGUUGACAGAACGAGUGGGCUUAUGGGCUUACGCCUGAACCACUCUAAGAGCUCAUGUCUCUCGAUGGUUCCCGACGGACAUCGCAAGAAACACCACUAUUUAACCGAACGGACGUUCCGAAUUGCGGGACGUCCAGUAAGACAGGUAACUUGCGUUGAACGUUGGAGAUAUCUUGGGAUUGAGUUCGAGGCAACCGGAUCGACUACGUUGGAGAUGGGAAUCAGUGAAGCCUUAAAUAACAUUAUGAAAGCGCCGCUCAAACCGCAGCAGCGAUUGCAAAUAGUUCGAGCUCAUCUGAUUCCCAGAUUCCUUCAUGGUCUUGUGCUUGGGCGUGUGACGGACAACCGUCUUCGCAUGCUCGAUGUGCUAAUCCGGGGUGCGGUCCGUAAAUGGCUCAGAUUACCUGGAGAUGUGCCGAAUGCCUACUUCCAUGCUUCAAUUAGAGACGGCGGCCUAGCGAUCCCUUCUCUUCGAACGAGCAUUCCCGACCUCAUCUCAAAGAGGUUCGGGAAGCUUCGAACGUCGAGUUGGCCAGUGGCGGUGGCUGCGUCCAAAUCCGACAGGAUUCGUAAGAAAUUGAGCUGGAGUAGUCGGCAGCUCCAGAAGUUCUCGAGAGACGAUCCCUUUAGGCAUGCGCCGUCGGUGCGUGCCUACUGGCGACAAUCCCUUCACGCCUCUGUCGACGGAUUCGAACUUCGCGAGUCCGGUCGAACCCCAGCAUCCACAAAGUGGAUCAGGGAGAGGUGCCACGGGAUUAGCGGUCGCGACUAUGUGCAAUUCAUUCAUACGCAUAUCAAUGCCCUCCCCUCUAGGGUGAGGAAUUCGAGAGGACGAAGAGUGGGGCGUGAGUCGGAGUUGAACUGCCGUGCGUUAUGCAUGGUCAAGGAGACGACGACUCACGCAAUCCAGCAAUGUCACCGAACGCAUGGUGGGCGUAUCGAGAGACAUAAUGCCGUAGUAAGAUUAGUCGCGGCCGCUAUGUGCGAAAAGGGAUGGUCUGUGAUCGAGGAGCCCAAGAUUCGCACUUCUAUGGGGUUGAGGAAACCGGAUCUCAUCGCGUCGAGGGAUGGUGUCGGAGUAAUCGUCGAUACUCAAAUAGUAUCAGGGCGCAAGCCGCUUGACGAUUCACAUAGAGACAAAUGCAAAAAGUACGGCUCUCAUGAGCAGCUUGUCAAAAAGGUGGCGGUGUUACUUAAUCUGCCGAGUUCGGACAGUAUAACGACGACCUCCUGCACCGUCUCGUGGCGUGGAGUAUGGAGCCCUCGUUCCCACGACGAACUAAGUUCGAUCUUGGGACUAGACAAAAGGGUUCUAUCUGAGUUUCCCAUUAUAACUCUUAGAGGCUCUCACAUGAACUGGGGGCGAUUCAAUCGGAUGACGACAGUCUCUGUGGCUGGGUCGACCGAUCGAGCACUCAGUGAACAGUGA
Molecule: messenger RNA, 3282 nt
Organism: Leptosia nina
Lineage: Eukaryota; Metazoa; Arthropoda; Insecta; Lepidoptera; Pieridae
Source: the annotation of a GenBank genome assembly